AUGAAGAUAAAAAAAAAAAUGACUACUGAAAAUGCCUCUUUUGUGACUGAAUUCAUUCUAGUGGGACUAACAGAUCACCCAGACCUCCAACUCCCCCUUUUUUUCCUAUUUCUAUUAAUGUAUAUGGUGACUGUGUUGGGAAACUUGGGCCUGAUAACUCUAAUUGGACUGAAUUCCCACCUUCACACCCCCAUGUACUUUUUCCUCUUUAACCUGGCUUUCAUAGACCUCUGUUAUUCUUCUGUUUUUACUCCCAAAAUGCUGCUCAACUUUUUAUCAAAGAAGAAUAUUAUCUCCUACCAGGGGUGCAUGACACAGUUGUUGUUCUUCUGUUUUUUUGCCAUCUCUGAGUGCUAUCUCCUGUCAGCAAUGGCCUAUGAUCGCUAUGUGGCCAUCUGUAAUCCACUCUUGUAUAACAUUGCCAUGUCCCCUAAAGUGUGCUCCACCCUUAUGUUUGGAUCAUACUUGAUGGCAUUUUCUGGUGCUAUGGCUCACACUGGAUGCAUGCUGAGACUGACCUUCUGUGAUGCCAACAUCAUCAACCAUUAUUUCUGUGACAUCCUCCCUGUGCUCCAGCUCUCCUGCACAAGCACCUAUGUCAAUGAACUGGUGGUGGUCAUUAUGUCGGGCAUCAACCUCAUCGUGCCCAGUCUCACCAUCUUUAUCUCUUAUGGUUUCAUUAUCUAUAGCAUCCUCCACAUCAGUUCCACUGAGGGCAGGUUUAAAGCCUUCAAGACCUGUGGUUCCCACAUAAUAGCUGUUUCUUUGUUCUAUGGAUCAGGUUCAUUUAUGUAUCUCCAACCAUCUUCUGCUGGGUCUAUGGAUGAGGGAAAAAUUUCUUCUGUUUUUUAUACCAAUGUGGUUCCCAUGAUGAACCCUUUAAUCUACAGCUUUAGGAACAAAGAUGUGAAAUUUGCCAUGAGAAAAAAACUGAGUAGGAGAAUGUUUUGA
Messenger RNA from Choloepus didactylus (southern two-toed sloth), 951 nucleotides. Its product is annotated as olfactory receptor 8B3-like. The record is from RefSeq and is a predicted model, not a curated record. Gene Ontology annotation, cellular component: membrane. The transcript is spliced from 2 exons. Gene Ontology annotation, molecular function: olfactory receptor activity; odorant binding; G protein-coupled receptor activity. Lineage: Eukaryota; Metazoa; Chordata; Mammalia; Pilosa; Megalonychidae. Bases 1 to 951 code for a protein of 316 amino acids. Gene Ontology annotation, biological process: sensory perception of smell; G protein-coupled receptor signaling pathway.